UCUUCUCCAUGUCUCUGUUUCUCUCUUAACUCUCAAGUCUCUCAACAUGUCGGGAGCUAUAACUUGCUCUGUGGCCGAUCUCUCCGUCCUACUCGGUCCCAACGCCACGGCAGCAGCAGACUAUAUUUGCGGUCAGUUGGGUACCGUUAACAACAAGUUUACCGAUGCAGCCUACGCCGUGGACAACACCUACCUCCUCUUCUCGGCUUAUCUUGUCUUCUCGAUGCAGCUCGGCUUCGCUAUGCUUUGUGCUGGCUCUGUUAGAGCCAAGAAUACAAUGAACAUCAUGCUCACUAAUGUCCUUGACGCUGCAGCCGGAGGACUCUUUUACUAUCUCUUUGGUUAUGCCUUUGCCUUUGGUGGAUCCUCAGAAGGAUUCAUUGGAAGACACAAUUUCGCUCUUAGAGACUUCCCAACUCUCACAGCCGACUACUCUUUUUUUCUCUACCAAUGGGCGUUCGCAAUCGCCGCCGCUGGAAUCACAAGUGGUUCGAUCGCGGAGAGGACACAGUUUGUGGCUUACUUGAUAUAUUCGUCUUUCUUAACUGGAUUUGUUUAUCCGGUUGUCUCUCACUGGUUCUGGUCCCCAGAUGGAUGGGCCAGUCCCUUCCGUCCAGCUGAUGAUCGUUUGUUUAGUACCGGAGCCAUCGAUUUUGCUGGCUCUGGUGUUGUUCACAUGGUUGGUGGCAUAGCAGGUCUGUGGGGUGCUCUAAUCGAAGGUCCUCGUCGUGGUAGGUUCGAGAAAAGUGGACGGGCCAUUGCUCUACGUGGCCACUCAGCCUCGCUCGUUGUCUUAGGAACCUUCCUCCUAUGGUUCGGUUGGUAUGGUUUUAACCCUGGAACCUUCCUCCUAUGGUUCGGUUGGUAUGGUUUUAACCCUGGUUCUUUCACCAAGAUACUCAUCCCGUAUGAAUCUGGUUCCAACUACGGCCAAUGGAGCGGAAUCGGCCGCACAGCGGUUACAACCACACUCUCAGGAUGCACAGCAGCUCUAACCACACUCUUUGGAAAACGUCUCCUAUCAGGCCAUUGGAACGUAACCGACGUUUGCAACGGUUUACUAGGUGGAUUUGCGGCCAUAACCGCAGGUUGCUCCGUGGUAGAACCAUGGGCAGCGAUUGUCUGCGGCUUCAUGGCUUCACUCGUCCUUAUAGGAUGCAACAAGCUUGCCGACCUCGUACGAUAUGACGAUCCGCUAGAGGCGGCCCAACUACACGGAGGAUGCGGCGCGUGGGGUUUGAUAUUCGUAGGAUUGUUUGCAAAAGAGAAGUAUCUAAACGAGGUUUAUGGCGCGACCCCAGGAAGGCCAUAUGGACUAUUUAUGGGCGGAGGUGGGAAGUUGUUGGGAGCACAAUUAGUUCAAAUACUUGUGGUCAUAGGAUGGGUUAGUGCCACCAUGGGAACACUCUUCUUUAUCCUCAAGAAGCUCAAUCUGCUUAGGAUCUCGGAGAAGGAUGAGAUGCAAGGAAUGGAUAUGACACGGCACGGUGGGUUUGCUUAUAUCUACCAUGAUAAUGAUGAUGAGUCUCAUAGAGUGGACCCUGGAUCCCCUUUCCCUCGUUCGGCUACUCCUCCUCGCGUCUAAUUUUUCAAGCUUUUUAAAUUGUAAUUUAUUACUAUUAUGUAUUGUUGAUUGUUGGAGCUUUGCUUUUUGAAAUACAAAUCUUGGAUAAUUUUUGUUUGUUUUGAGUGAUCCUAUCAUGUUUCUGUGUUUA
Molecule: messenger RNA, 1715 nt
Organism: Camelina sativa (false flax)
Lineage: Eukaryota; Viridiplantae; Streptophyta; Magnoliopsida; Brassicales; Brassicaceae
Source: RefSeq, a predicted model, not a curated record